Messenger RNA from Carassius auratus (goldfish), 10354 nucleotides. RefSeq names its product microtubule actin crosslinking factor 1b (gene macf1b). NCBI's taxonomy places the organism in Eukaryota, Metazoa, Chordata, Actinopteri, Cypriniformes, Cyprinidae. Gene Ontology annotation, molecular function: microtubule binding; calcium ion binding; structural molecule activity. The record is from RefSeq and is a predicted model, not a curated record. The transcript is spliced from 40 exons. Gene Ontology annotation, biological process: intermediate filament cytoskeleton organization; wound healing. Bases 1506 to 7772 code for a protein of 2088 amino acids. Gene Ontology annotation, cellular component: cytoplasm; membrane; intermediate filament.
GAUAAGUAGCAGUGCAGGGGUUGGGUAGUCUCUUUGUGUGGUAAAAGAAUGGGGGGAUUGUGUGUUUGUUACACACCUGAGUCUCCUCCCCCUCCCCGUCCUCCUCACUGCACCUGCUAUAUACACCUGUCCUCACUCUCCCUCGCGUCCCCCAUGGGAACCAGUCACAGGGAUUAUUUGAGAUCUGACACCUACAGACAUAGUGGCGAUUGAACCUUCUGUUCUCGAGCAGCAGUGGAGCAGAAAAGACUCCAGAAGUGUAGACGCAGCAUCACGCGACUCCCAUGAAACUCAUCCAGACGCGGCCAGGUCCUCCGCUCUACUGAUUUCUCUACUGUUCUUUGUUUGUUUGGCAAAUUCGGGACUGAAAGUGACUUGAAAGCAAUCAUAGAUGUCUUACAGUAAUUAGUCGUCUUUGUAGCUGUGGCGGGGGCUUUGAAUGGUGAUUGGGGUUUUGUGUGCGGGAUGGUUGGCUCAGGGUCCCUCCUUUUGUAGCCCGCCUCGGUCUGCCCCGGAGAAAGAGGGAAAAAUGAGAACGAGGGGCUGGAGGCAGCUGUCACUUAACAUGUGAAUGUUCGGGAGCAGCCUGGGGGUCUUUAGAAAGCUUUUUAUCCUCCUCGUUUUCAUUUGAAGCAGAGUUUGUGAGCCAAAAGAGGAGCUGGGGGAGGGGCUAACGCUGGGAGGGAAAGAGGGAGGUGAAGGGACUGCUCCUCUGUCUAAAUGCCUGGCACAAGAGUUCACACAACAGGCUGCCGACUUAUAACUCUACCAAAACCUCCGGAUGGGGAACACCUACUAUCCUGGACCUUGAAACACAGCAUACAGGACUUUUCCAGCAUCUGAACAGCUUCAGCGAAGAAUUCCUCUAUGGGACUGUGCACAACAAAGGCAAGAGAGAGAGAAUACCGCUGAUGGGAGGGGGCAGCCGGAGGGAGAGAGGGACAUUGUUUGCUUGUGGCUGUGGGCGACGGAAAAGCAUGGGUCAUCUUGCAUAAAGUGUGUGUGUUUAAACCGGGAUUUGUGAGUAAGUGAAGUCCUGUUUGAGCAAGUGAAUGUGAAGGUUUCGCAUGUUUAUACGUCUGCAAAGGAAGGCCUCUGAAAGGAUGCUGAGAGAAGACAGGUUUUUUGUUCUCCUGUUUGAAUGAUGACGGAGGAACUUGUGGAAUUGUCCAGUUAGCCGUUUGUCCUCCUCUAUGCACAAGAGUAAGUAUGCACCACCGAGACUCCAACCGUCACAACGGCCACCUCUUUCUGGGCUCAUUGAAACUUUCUCACUGAAACCAGCAGAUACUCUGGAUGCAGGGAGACAGUGAUGCUAACAGAACCACUUGAAUGUCACUGAGGAGGAUUAUGGCUCAAAAUUGGUGUGGGUAAAACAGCUUGCGAGGAUUUGGAUGUAAAUAGUUUAUGUGCUGCUGUGUGUGACCGCGUUCACUGUUCUGUAGUUUAGGCAACACCUGUAUGUAUGGCACAGGGACCUGAUUAACCCGUGGAUUUGAAGAAUCAUGGGUAACCUCAUUAGCAGACCUAGCUGUUUGGGACAAAAGUCCAAACAAGUUAAGUCAGAUGAGAGUGUCUUGAAAGAAUGCUACCAGCAAGGGAGUGAAUGGCCGCUCCCAGAGCCUCCUAAAGAAGAGACAAGAAAAGAGGACGUGGAAGAGGCUCUUCGACAAACUCCAACACCGGAAAAGCAGAGGAGUUCCCCAGCCCCUACUGUCACCACGACCAGCACUCUGGACAACGCCUGGCGAAGCACUCCAUCCCCAGUAAAAACACCAAGAAAUGAGUCUUUGCCCAGAAGGUGUAAUAUUCCGGAGUAUAGAAGGUCCCCCCUGAGUCAGUAUGGGUCCGUGGACAGGAGAGGCAGCCUGCAGAGAAGGGAUUCUGGAAGUCCCUGGUCCUGGAAGCCUCUGAACACUCGAGAGGUCACUGAAGUCACAGAGGUGACAGAGACGAUUGUUACAGAGAUUGUGGAGGUGACAGAGUAUCCUCCUGCGGGCAAAGGAGGUGACCCUAUUGUUACUAGAACUGUUAGAGUCCUUACUGGAGCUGCUGAGGAACUUGCAGAGCUGCAGAAAGAUGGUCAGUUCAGUUCAGACCAGCAAUCAAGUCUAGAUCAAUUGAAGGAUGGCAGUAGUGUUUUGGCUCUGAAAGAUGAUUUCAGCGAUCCGUUGAAAUUCCUGCAAAAUCUGGAAACACUGUUGACAUGGGUCUGCGAGAUUGAGGAGCUGACAGCCAAUCAAAAACCACCAUCCUCAGAGUUUAAGGUGGUGAAAGCCCAACUGCAAGAACAGAAGCUCUUACAGCGCUUCCUAGCGGACAGGAGACCCAGUAUGGAGACCAUGAUACAGGAGGGUCCACACCUAGCAGAGGGGCUUCAGGGAAAUGACAGUGAAAAGACCAAAGUGCAGCUUGCACAGCUCAAACUCAAGUGGGAGGCUCUUCUUCAGGGCACCAACAGCAGACACAAGAUUCUGGAGGACAUUCUGCCAAGAGCUCAGCUAUUCCAGGAGAGGACAGACAGACUUCAGCAAUGGCUGAUAUCUGUGGAUCAGGACUUAGCUGAGCUCCGCGCUGCAGAGAGAGGGAUGCUCCAUCUACAAGAAGCUGCAUUACAGGCCAAGGCAGUCAUGGAAGAGAUAAAAGCUAAGAGUGUCGACCUGGGGAUACUCCAGCAAUGUGCUCAUGACCUCAUGGAAAAGAUUUCAGAGGAGGAAACCCAGCUGGUGCAGGAGCGGGUGGACAGUCUGCGUAUCCGGUACUCAGUGAUGAGUCUGGGUAGUGCUGAUGUCCUGCAGAGGCUGGAACAGGCUUUGGAGGCAUCUAGUCGAUGUACCUCCAGUCAAGAAGACCUCCACCUAUGGCUUGGGCGCAUUGAAAGAGAGCUGCUGGCUCCUGCUGCCCAGACUGAGACUGGGGAUGCAGUCUUGUGUUCUUCGGAGAGGCAGAAGCUGGAACAGGCUGUUGAGAAAGAGUUGGCUUGGUUUAGAGACACCUCACUGGCAUUAGAGGAGCUCAGAGCCAUUAAUCUGGACCAAGAUGUCAUUACAUCCCAGCUCCAUGAGCAGAAAAUACUUGCUGUAGAGAUUCUGCAGCACAAGUUUAACAUUGAGAAAAUGGUCAAGAUUUUGGAACUCCUGCAAACGUACACUGAGGAUGGGGAGACACUGAGACUCCAGUCUUCUAUAGACACCUUACAGGAGCAGUGUCAGGUCACUACUGCCACUAAUUCGCAUGUCGUGCUUCAGCUGGAGCAUGCUCAGUCGCUCUUGUCUCAGUUCUCAGAGGGCUAUGCUGAGGUGUUACCAUGGUUAGAAGAAACCAAAGCCCUUAUUGGUCAGUUUACACUGAACACCAUCAGCUACGAGGCUUUCCGAGAACAACAGGACCUCUUACAGGGCAUCAGGGAGUCCAUAGCAGAGCAUAAGCCGCUGAUAGCACGACUGAUCAUGCUGGCCUGGCGUCUAUCAGACCUGAAUGCAGCUCAGGGACAGGAGUUCUGCCAGAAAGCUAGGGACACUGAAGAGCAGCACCUGGCAAUCAGAGACAGGGUUCGAGAAGCUGCUGGAGUACUGGAGGAGUCUCUGCCCCGCUAUACACAGCUGAAUGAGAGGAUGACUCUGAUUGGAGAGAGACUGGAGCGUCUGUGUAGUCACCUGCAGGCCUCAACAGCUCUUCAAGGCCUCACCCCAAGAAUUCAGGAGCAGCUACAGGACAACAAGCACACUUUGUCUGAGCUCUCCAAAAUGGAUCUGGACCUUAGCAGUGUGAGAACACAGGCCCAGGAGCUCAUGACUAACACAGGGGCUCUUGGGGACAGUUCCAUUGGCACAGCCAUUCAAGAGCGGGUUUGCAGUCUAUCAAGCCGCUGGGAAGAGGCUCAAAGGCAAGCUCAAGAGAAGGAGAAGUGGCUUCUCAAUCUCCUGGAUCUGGCAGUCAGGUUCUGGAAUGAAGUGAGUGACACGACAGCUGGACUGAAUGAUGCCCAGCAGGCUGUUCUGGACCUCAACUCCAGUCGAUCAGAUUCAGAAACCAUCCGACAGAGCCUGGAGACCAUGCAGACACUCAGGGAGGACAUUGAUUCUCUGCAAGGUGACCUGGACACACUGGGAAUUCUGGGAAUGGAACUCAUGUCAGCUUGUGGUGACACAGACAAACCAGAGGUCACCAAAAGUUUGGAUGAGCUUUAUGGCACAUGGAACAAUCUCAGUAAGAUCUGGACAGAGUGCAACAGAAAGUUAGAAGAAUGUUUGCGAAUGGCUCUUCAUUACCAGGACAGCAUGCAGGGACUCUUUGAGUGGCUGAAGUCUGCAGAGCUGAAAUCCACCGAGGAGUUCUCAGUGGGAUCUGACCUGGGAUCAGUUAAAGAGCAGCUGUGUGACCUGAAGGAAUUUAAGCGAGAGCUCUAUCAGAAGAAGAUCGAGAUUGAGAGUCUAAACCAUCGCUUUGUGUGUCGUCUCUCCCCGGGCACCGAGCGGCCUGGGUCCAUCUCCCCACUGGGUGACUUCCGCCAGCGAUGGGACAACUUGGAAUCAGAGACUGUCAGCAGACAGCACCAGUUGGAGUGUGCACUGCUGGGCUUGGGUCAGUUCCAGAACACGCUCGAUGAGCUGCACGCCUGGCUCUCCCACACAGCUGACCUACUGCAGGCCUUUCAGCCAAUCAGCAUUGACCUGCAGACCUGUGAGAUAGAGCUAGCCAAGCACAAGGUUCUGUGGAAUGAUGUGAUGUCCCAUGUGCACACGGUAGACUCUCUGAACCUGGCUGGCAGAAACCUGAUGGAGUCUGGAGCGGGAGAAAGUUCACAUGUCCUGCAGACUCGUCUGGAACAGCUGAACGAACGCUGGGAAUUUGUGCGCUGUGAGACAGAGCGCAGACAGCUAGAGCUGGAAAAUAACCUCAGUCAGGUUCAGGAUGUGACCAUGGAGAUCCAGGAUCUCCUGCAGUGGCUGGAGCACACAGACCUGAGGCUGUCGUCCAGUAAGACGGUGUGGGGAAUGCCAGACUCUGCCAGCGAGAGACUGAGCGCUCAUUUGGAGUUGUGUAAUGAGAUGGAUUCUAAAAUGCACGCCUACACAAAUGUGCGCAACGCCAUCCACAGGAUGCUGGAGGGCAGUGAAGUGGCCCGGGGCUCCAGCACGGAGCAUAGCUUAUACAUGCUGGAGCAGAAGUGGAGCGCUGUCUACGCGAAAAUACAAGAAAGAAAGGCAAAGUUAACAGAGGGUCUUGGUCUGGCCAAGGAGUUUAACAGUAAUGUCCAGGACCUGCUGACUAAAAUGGCCAAGUGUGAGGAGACCAUAAACGCUCUGUCUGUGCCCAGCUUCAUCCUGGACACCGUCUGCGCUCAGCUUCAGGAGCACAGGGUGCUGGUAGGUGAGGUGCAGUCUUACGGUGAGAGGAAGACGAGCGUGGAGACCGCUGCCACACGUCUGUCGGAGCUCAGCAGGAAGGAAGACUGUGAUGUGGUGCAGAACCUGAUCAUGACCGUUCAGGACCGAUACAAGAAACUCCUCCAGCACACCUCAGACCGGGGGAAAACACUCGAGGACGUCAAAAGACAUGCGAAACAGUUCAGUGAAUCAUGGCACUUGCUGGUGGACUGGAUGACGGAGGUUGAGCAGACGCUGGACACACACAAAGAGAUCUCUGUGUCACAGGAAGAGAUCAAACAACAGCUCACUGAACAGAAGGAGUUCCAGAAGCUGCUCCGCUCGAAGCGGCCGAUGUACGAGGCCUGUCUGAAGAGUGGCCGCUCGCUGCAGGAGAAAGCCCAGAGUCCUGAAGACACGCAGCACCUAGAGAACAUGGUGUCUGAGCUCAGAGACUCAUGGGACACCAUCAGCGGCAAAUCCAGCGAGAGGCAGCACAAGCUGGAAGAGGCUCUGCUGUUUUCAGGCAGAUUCACUGACGCUCUGCAGGCUCUUAAUGACUGGCUGUACAGAGCCGAGCCACAGCUGGCUGAAGAUGUGCCUGUCUGUGGGGAAAAAGAGCUGGUCAGCAAUCUGAUGGACAAGCACAAGGUGUUCCAGCGGGAGCUCGGGAAGCGUGCCAGCUGUAUCCGCACACUGAAGCGCUCGGUCAGGGAUCUGACGCGGAGCAGCACGGCCGAUGCACACUGGCUGCAGGAGCAGAUGGAGGAGCUGGAGAGCCGCUGGGAGGCUGUGUGUAAACUCUCUGUGUCCAGACAGACUCGACUAGAGGCCGCGCUGCAGCAGGCGGAGGAGUUCGAUGGGAUGGUUCACUCGUUCCUGGAACAUCUUUCGGAUGUUGAGAGGGUCCUGAAGUAUGGAGUGCUGCCUGAGGAAGAGCAGGGUCUUCUGGCAUUUCACACCUGUCACCAGGAGUCGAUGAGCUCCUUGAACGCUCAGCAGACGGCCCUGGAGAACAUUCACAGACUGGGCGAGGAGAUCCUGUCCUCCUGCCAUCCAGACUCUGUCAUCACCAUCAAAUCAUGGAUCAACAUCACAAAGACUCGCUACGAAGAGGUCCAGACAUGGGCGAAGCAGCAGGCCGAGAGGAUCCAGAGCACGCUGUCUGCUCUCGAGGCAGAGAGAGAAGAGAUCCAGCGAUUACUGGACUGGAUCUCCUCCGCUGAAGAGACUCUCAGUCUGAAGGAGCAGGAGCCACUGCCUGAGGACCUCGAGCUCACCGCAGAUCUUAUCACACAACACACGGAUUUCAUGGAUGAGAUGAAAGGGAAGGUACCAGAAAUUGAAAACGCCACAAAAUCCUGUAAACACAAGCUGGUUCCCAAGCAGCAGGUUUCUCCCAGUCGCAAGGCCCCGGCAAAGAGGAGAGGCACAGUGAAACCCCCGCCAUCUGUUCCUCUUCCACUGGAGAAGCUGGACCCUCAGACACCUGUGAUGUGUCAGCUGGUGAGUCAAUGGAGGAAACUCUGGCUCCUGGCCCACGGCAGACAGAGCAGACUAGAGGAACAUCUGCAGAGGCUGAAAGAGCUGGAGGAGUUCGCUAAUUUUGACUUCAACAUCUGGCGGAAAAGAUACAUGCAGUGGAUAAGUCACCUCAAAUCCCGGAUACUGGAUGUUUUCCGUAGCAUUGAUCGAGAUCAGGACGGCCGGAUCACUCACAAGGAGUUCAUCGACAGCGUGCUGGCCUCUAAGUUUCCCACCAACUCUCUGGAAAUGACUGCGGUUGCUAACAUAUUUGAUGUUAACGCCGAUGGAUUCAUUGACUACUAUGAAUUUGUGAGUGCCCUCCAUCCAAGCCGAGACCCUUACAGAAAGACAAUAGAUGCAGACCAAAUCAAUGAGGAGGUGAGUCGUCAGGUCUCUCAGUGCAACUGUCCAAAGAGAUUUCUAGUGGAGCAAAUUAGCUCAAAUCGCUACAGGUUUGGCGACUCUCAGCAGUUGCGGAUGGUUCGUAUCCUCAGAAGCACUCUGAUGGUUCGAGUAGGCGGUGGAUGGACGGCAUUAGAUGAGUUUCUAGUGAAGAAUGACCCCUGCAGAGUAAAGGGACGCACAAACCUGAAGAUAAAGGAGAAGUAUCUCUCUCCGGACGGGUUCGAGGCGUCGGGCCGCAGAGGCAGUGCUAAAGGCCUGACCGUCAGCAGAUCUAACUCCAGUCUGAGUUUAUACAGCAGCGCUUCGGCUCCCAGCAGCCCACUGACACGCAAGGCAUUGCUACGCAGAAGUUUCUCUGGUGAGAGGUGCAUUCGACCCAGGAGCUCUAUCGCAGCUUUAGGGAGCGACCAUUUCUCUGCCGACAUCGACUCUCCUUCACCUACAGAAGAGGCAGAAAGACCACCAACAUGACUACAUCUUGUCCAAUACCAUGAGCUCAACCAGGCAGGCGUUCCUGAUCCACAGGAUGGACAGAAAGCACCCGAGCAGGCCUCAGAUCAGUGGACACGCUCAGACACAGCUCUCAUGGCUGAUCACUAGUGCUCUGAGGUGUGUUACACCAACCCUUUCAUAAAACAUUGGUUUGUACCUUCACAGACUUUGUUUUUACAAUGAGGACUCCUUUCUUUGUGAGUAACGAGAGACCGCUGGAAUGUUUUGCAUGGGAUUGAGCAGCACGACGCCUGUAGUAUCAAAGAGCAAUAGCUUAUGUAGUGCUUUACACAGCAUAUAUCCACAGAUCUCUUUGUUUUCUGUAGUUGCCUGAUGUAGGGACACAUGUUCAAUCUGACCCUGCAUCCUCAAGAAUAAAGCCCAGUUUCACCCCACAGUUAGUGAUGCAAAAUACAAACCAAAACACUGCUGUCUUAUGGGUUAGGCUUUAUGAUAAGCUCUGCUUUGGGGUCUAUUUUAUCGUUUUGUGUAAGUGUUGCUAUUCUAUCCUCAGGUUUGAAGUGUUAGAAUAUUUUUAGAAUAUGAAUUUAAAGACCACAUGAAAUAUACUGUUUGACACCAUUAGCGAUAGCAAAUAGUAAGAAAUGGUUCACGGUGGUGAAUGAGCCCAUGAAAUACAUGACUAUGCCCAAAUAGAAAACAUCAUUUUUCACAUGACAUGUCCACAAGAGGCGCUAUAUAAUUUUUCUUUCCAAAUAGAACGGUCUAAAGGCUGAUGCUAUAUAGUGUGUUAAAAUGUCCCUGAAAAAGUUAAAGGUGAUGGUGGCAAUGUUUUAUCAUGGCAUUUAGUCAAUGAAAUCAAACCUAUAUUGUUUACAAAAGCAAAUGUGAGAUAAAAACACAUUUGCUGAAGCAUGCAUGCCAGUUUAGCUUGCUAAUUACUUUACCAGGUGUGCUACCGAGCAAGUUUACUGUAUCAGAAAUGCCACACAUAUGGAGCUGUUUAUGUGAUGCAAAUGUCAAAAUGUAUUAGUUUACAAAUAAUGCAAUAUAUGUUAAAUUAAUUCUGUAUUCAACAGAGUACUGUGCAAGAACCCAUGCAAAAAAAUGCAUUUAUUCAUUAAUAUAAUCAUGAUUUGUGUGAAAAGCAACAAAAUUGUUGGCGUUUACUGCCUCUAGUGUUCAUUCAUUCAUCUGGAAACUGCAGCAAAAUGUAUGUAUAGGUACCUUUUUGCAGUUUUAGAGACAUGUAAGCAGAGUCACGUUUAACUGUACUGUAAGUGUUGUAUCUGCCAUGAUUCUUUUGAUAAACACUUUACCAACUCUGAAAGUUGGAGCUUCAGGAAAUCCACUUACUACUGUAAACAUGGUGGUGUAAAUUCAAUCAUUCCAACAUGACUUGGACGUUGACGUAGAAAAGAAACCGUCAUUUCAUGAGGUCUUUAAAAACUUGAUUGUUCUUGAGCUUUGAGUCAGUUUAGCGAUCUUCUUUAGCGUUUUAGUAUUGUUUACUGUAUGCCUAUCUAAAUUUCCACCUCAGUGUUUGUAAAAUGUAUUUUAGUGUAAUUUCCGGUAUAUAGACAUCUGUAGAGUAAGUUUUUUUUUUUUUUUCAUUAAAACUGUUUUAUUUGAUUUUGAAUAAUCAUGCCACCGGUUGUAAUAACUUCCUCUGAGGAUAUGAAAGUGUAGGUCUCAAUGAGAUUAGCUGAAUUAAUACUCAUUUCAAAUGCUCCUUUAUCAGCGCCAGCUAUGAUAUGAUUUUUUUUUUUUUAAAGCCAAACAAAACCACAUUGAUAUGACCUGCUUUUUUACAGUGUCCUGCUCAGGGCAAAGCCUGCUGUAUAAAUUUUUUGCCUUAAACCUAUUUGUGAAUGUCCUGGGUCGAAUUCUUAUACCAUUGUACCAAGUGUUAUGGAUAUAGCAUUUGAUUCGAUUACAUAUCAGAUAUGUGUGUCUUUUAAUUUUGUGCAUAUGCAGCUCGGUUCUCUUAAUUUUGGAGAGUCAAAAUGGGUUUUGAGGGUUCGGGAUUGCAGCAUUUGGGUUUUUCUUGGCAGAUGUACUUUUCGCUUUGCUUUACUCUGUUCCAUCUGAGAAUCAUCAAAUGAAGCCAUUAAUAUUAAAACAUAUGUCCAGAAAUAAUAGGCCAAAAAUAUGGUGUAUAUAUUUACAUAUUGAGGUGGACAGUGUUUAAACACUGAGCAGUGCUACUGUACAAAGUAAAAUGGACUGUAAUGAUUGUCUUAUUGUCAGCAAAAAAUAAUAAUAAUGUCUGGCAGUGUUUGAUUAUCCAUACAAAAUCCUUUUGACACUCAAAAUCCAUUUCACGUCUGUGAUUAUUCAUCAAUGCUGGUUUAUAUAAUCCAUUUCUGGAAAGAGAUCCGGUUCUGCUAUGCACCUGCUUUUAUUGUACUGUAUAUCUCUGAUGCUGUAAAUAAUGGUAUGUUCAGUAGCAUUAUUGCUUGUUUACUGUACGUUUCUGAUCUUGUAAAAUAAGGUUAUAUAGAAUUUGUGUUCAGUGCUGAAUGACUUUUAGAGCCUAGUUGUGGAAUGACACUAAUUAUAACAUUAUAUAUCUGUUCAAAUAAAAUGUUUUAUAGAAA